AGCCUUGGCCCGGCCGUUGCAGCUGGAACAUCGUGGGGGAGAUGGGAAGAGGAACGGGGCCCGGAGCCCGGGGCUGGGUCCUGGGAAUCCCAUUCCCGCAGCUGGGACUCCAGCUCCCCUGCCAGUUCCUCCAGGCGGAAGCCCUCAGGCUUGGUCCUCACUCCAGCCUCCCGGCCUGGACAGGAAUUCUCUCUCCAGCAGCCCUGCCAGAUGCCCGCCCAGCCCCUGCCUCAGGCGGGGAGGGCUUCAGGGAAGCUCACCAAGGCAGAAGGGCGGGAGAGAUUGUCAGAGCCCCAGCUGGUGUCCAGGGACUGACCGUGAGCCUGGGUGAAAGUGAGUUCCCCGUUGGAGGCAACAGACGAGGAGAGGAUGGAAGGCCUGGCCCCCAAGAAUGAGCCCUGAGGUUCAGGGAGCGGCUGGAGUGAGCCGGCCCCAGAUCUCCGUCCAGCUGCGGGUCCCAGAGGCCUGGGUUACACUCGCAGCUCCUGGGGGAGGCCCUUGACGUGCCUCAGUUCCCAAACAGGAACCCUGGGAAGGACCAGAGAAGUGCCUAUUGCGCAGUGAGUGCCCGACACAGCUGCAUGUGGCCGGUAUCACAGGGCCCUGGGUAAACUGAGGCAGGCGACACAGCUGCAUGUGGCCGGUAUCACAGGGCCCUGGGUAAACUGAGGCAGGCGACACAGCUGCAUGUGGCCGGUAUCACAGGGCCCUGGGUAAACUGAGGCAGGCGACACAGCUGCAUGUGGCCGUAUCACAGGGCCCUGGGUAAACUGAGGCAGGUGACACAGCUGCAUGUGGCCGUAUCACGGGGCCCUGGGUAAACUGAGGCAGGUGACACAGCUGCAUGUGGCCGGUAUCACGGGGCCCUGGAUAAACAGAGGCAGGCGACACAGCUGCAUGUGGCCGGUAUCACAGGGCCCUGGGUAAACUGAGGCAGGCGAGGCCACCCCCAUCAAGUCCCUCAGGUCUAGGUUUGGCAGGUUUGGCAAAAACACAGCAACGCUCGGUUAAAUCUGAAUUUCGGGGGAGAGGAAGUGGAGGGCGCUGGCCGGCCGUGGGGCAAUGCAACGGCCUCCCAGCACAGGGCUAUAAGAGGAGCCGGGCGGGCACGGAGGGGCAGAGACCCCGGAGCCCCAGCCCCACCAUGACCCUCGGCCGCCGACUCGCGUGUCUUUUCCUCGCCUGUGUCCUGCCGGCCUUGCUGCUGGGGGGCACCGCGCUGGCCUCGGAGAUUGUGGGGGGCCGGCGAGCGCGGCCCCACGCGUGGCCCUUCAUGGUGUCCCUGCAGCUGCGCGGAGGCCACUUCUGCGGCGCCACCCUGAUUGCGCCCAACUUCGUCAUGUCGGCCGCGCACUGCGUGGCGAAUGUAAACGUCCGCGCGGUGCGGGUGGUCCUGGGAGCCCAUAACCUCUCGCGGCGGGAGCCCACCCGGCAGGUGUUCGCCGUGCAGCGCAUCUUCGAAAACGGCUACGACCCCGUAAACUUGCUCAACGACAUCGUGAUUCUCCAGCUCAACGGGUCGGCCACCAUCAACGCCAACGUGCAGGUGGCCCAGCUGCCGGCUCAGGGACGCCGCCUGGGCAACGGGGUGCAGUGCCUGGCCAUGGGCUGGGGCCUUCUGGGCAGGAACCGUGGGAUCGCCAGCGUCCUGCAGGAGCUCAACGUGACGGUGGUGACGUCCCUCUGCCGUCGCAGCAACGUCUGCACUCUCGUGAGGGGCCGGCAGGCCGGCGUCUGUUUCGGGGACUCCGGCAGCCCCUUGGUCUGCAACGGGCUAAUCCACGGAAUUGCCUCCUUCGUCCGGGGAGGCUGCGCCUCAGGGCUCUACCCCGAUGCCUUUGCCCCGGUGGCACAGUUUGUAAACUGGAUCGACUCUAUCAUCCAACGCUCCGAGGACAACCCCUGUCCCCACCCCCGGGACCCGGACCCGGCCAGCAGGACCCACUGAGAAGGGCUGCCCGGGUCACCUCAGCUGCCCACACCCACACUCUCCAGCAUCUGGCACAAUAAACAUUCUCUGUUUUGUA
Molecule: messenger RNA, 2027 nt
Organism: Homo sapiens (human)
Lineage: Eukaryota; Metazoa; Chordata; Mammalia; Primates; Hominidae
Gene: ELANE
Product: elastase, neutrophil expressed
Exons: 6
Coding region: 1145-1948 (267 amino acids)
Biological process (GO): positive regulation of leukocyte tethering or rolling; proteolysis; leukocyte migration involved in inflammatory response
Cellular component (GO): nucleus; cytolytic granule; neutrophil extracellular trap
Molecular function (GO): serine-type endopeptidase activity; serine-type peptidase activity
Source: RefSeq, a predicted model, not a curated record